UCUUCAUCUCUCAAGCUUCUCUCAAUUCUCGAAUCCAAUCAAUCUAUGGCUUUUAUAAGAAGAACUAGAAAAUCAAACAAACCCAAGUCUCAAAUUUUAGAGGUUUCGAUCCCAAACCACUUCAGAUGCCCGAUAUCUUUGGACCUAAUGAAGGAUCCUGUCACCGUGUCGACGGGCAUCACCUACGAUCGCCAGAGUAUCGAGACGUGGUUCGACACGGGCAACUGCACGUGCCCGGUGACAAAUCAAGAACUGGCCGCCGCCGAUGCGAUCCCAAACCACGCCCUGAGGAGAUUGAUACAGGAUUGGUGCGUCAAGAACAGAUCCAAUGGCGUAGAGAGGAUCCCGACGCCUAAGAUUCCUAUCAGUCCGUUGCAGGCGACGGAGAUCUUAUCGGAGGUUUCUUCAUCGAGAAAUCACGUUAAGGUUCGUGAAAUGGUCGCGAAGAUUGGGCGUUUGGCGAAGGAGAGCGAGAGGAAUCGGAGAUGUUUUGUAUCGGCGGGCGCUGCUCGUGUUCUAGCUGCUGAAUUUGCACGCUGUAGCUCUUUUAACGGAGUUCAAGAGGAGAUUUUGUCGAUAAUAUCGUGCUUUUCGCCGCUAGAUCAAGAGGCUUGCCGAUAUUUUGGCUCACGGGGGAGCCUAAAAGCCAUUGCUUUCAUAUUAAAGAACGGAUAUCCAGCUGUAAGACUCAAUGCAGUUUCUCUACUUAGAGAAAUUCUCUCGACCAGCAAAGACAUCGUCAGGGUCGCGAAUGAAUCGGAUGAGCUAAUCGGAUCCCUGAUCGAGCUCAUUCGCAAACCAAUUUCGCCAAGAGCUACUAAGACAUCUUUGGCAGCAUCGUUCAUCUUGAUAUCUUCAAAUGAGAAAACCGCGAUAAAGUUCGCAGAGUCGGGGUUCGUUCAUCAGGUUCUCGAGAUCCUCGUAGACUCAGACAAGGGGAUGUGCGAAAAGGCAUUGGCGGUGAUCGAUGCAAUCUGUGGCACCGAGAUAGGGCGGGAGGAGGCGUACGGGCACGCGCUGACCGUGCCCGUGCUCGUGAAGAAGAUGUUUCGAGUAUCGGAUUUGGCAACCGAGUUUGUAGUAUCGGCAUUAUGGAAGCUAUGUAAGGAUAUCAGAGGAGAAGAGAGGGGGGUUUUGGCUGAGGCAAUACAAGUAGGGGCAUUUCAGAAAGUGCUGCUUUUGUUGCAAGUUGGAUGCAGUGGGGGAGUUAAGGUGAAGGCAACUGAGCUGUUGAAGCUUAUGAAUGGAUCAAAGGAGAAGUUUGAUUGUGUUGAUGCUGUGGAUUUUAGAGGGUUGAAGAGGUCAUUAUGAUUUGAUACAUGAAGUGGAAAACUUUUUUGCUUUCGUUUUUGUUAGUUUUGUACAAAAAAAAUUACAUUUUUUAGUAACACACAAGGAUUUAUGAAGAAUUUGAUACAUGUUGUUAAAGGAAGAUGAAAUCUUGUGGCUUGUUCUCUCAUCUCUUAAUUUCACUUCCAUGAAUCUUGUUUAUUACCAU
Messenger RNA from Asparagus officinalis (garden asparagus), 1498 nucleotides. RefSeq names its product U-box domain-containing protein 21-like. Gene Ontology annotation, molecular function: ubiquitin protein ligase activity. Gene Ontology annotation, biological process: protein ubiquitination. The coding region runs from base 46 to 1311 and encodes 421 amino acids. NCBI's taxonomy places the organism in Eukaryota, Viridiplantae, Streptophyta, Magnoliopsida, Asparagales, Asparagaceae. The record is from RefSeq and is a predicted model, not a curated record. The transcript has a single exon.